Molecule: messenger RNA, 1695 nt
Organism: Heterobasidion irregulare TC 32-1
Lineage: Eukaryota; Fungi; Basidiomycota; Agaricomycetes; Russulales; Bondarzewiaceae
Gene: acs2
Product: expressed putative fatty acid biosynthesis enzyme
Exons: 10
Biological process (GO): secondary metabolic process
Molecular function (GO): CoA-ligase activity
Source: RefSeq, a predicted model, not a curated record
AUGUACUUCAAGUCGCUUUACCCUGAAAUCCCACAUAUUCCAGACAUCAAUUACGUCGACUUCUUACUUGCGCGCCCGGAGGUUCAGCAGUGGCCAGACUUCCCGGCCUACAUAGACGGUAUCACAGGCCAGAAAAGGGGGUUUCGAGAAUUCGUAAAGCGCAUCGAGGAUGCUGCGACCUCUCUAGGCGCUCCAAUAGAAGAGGGGGGGAUGGGGCUCAGAGGGGAUCGCGGGGAGAUGGUGGGAGUCUUGAGCGAGAAUUGUUUAGACUACCCAACUAUCUGUUUGACUCUUUGCAAAAUCGCAGUGCCCUUCGCACUGCUCCCCGCAUUUUCCACUCCGUCGGAAACGACCGCCCUACUGCGGCUGGCAAAGGUCACUCGAAUAUUCGUCAGCCCAAGACUGCUUUCCCUCGCAAGGACCGCUGCGAAAGAACUUGGGUUGGCAGAUGAUCGAAUCUAUGUUUUGCAUGGUCGGGGCGAUGGAAGGAAGACUCUCCCGGACCUGAUCAAUGAUUCCAGGGCGAAUAAAAUUCCAUCUGUCGCUACGCGCGCAGUGAACAAAGACACCCUAGCAUAUCUGGUAUUCUCCAGCGGGACAAGCGGAUUGCCCAAAGCUGUCAUGAUUUCGCAUAGGAAUAUGUGCUACUCUUCUAUGCAGCCAGCUAUCACGAGUGCCGAGGUAGCGAGGUGUGUUGCGCCGAAGCCAUUGGAUACGCCUGGCGGGUAUCCCGUCGCCAUAGCUUUCCUACCGCUCUACCAUGCGAUGGGCUUGCACAGCUACGUCUUCCGUGCAUUUUUAUCGCCUUCAACAGUCAUUAUCCUUCCCAAAUGGGACGUCGAUCUUGCACUCAGCCUGAUACCGAAGUAUCGUGUAUCCCACCUCUCAUUCGUGCCAUCCAUCAUACAGCAGCUAGUGGCGUCGUCGAAGCUGGACAAGGCAGACUUGAGCAGCAUCGCCGUCAUAGGAAGCGGAGCAGCCCAUCUACCUAGGGAGUUGAGAGACAAAUUGGGCAAACAUGCGAUCAAUGCGAGAGAUCACUAUGAGGGUUAUGGCAUGUCUGAAUGUACUAUUUCGGCGCUGUUUACACCUUUUGCCGGGAUGUUCGACAAUCGUUUCAAAGACGCCCGAUACAUGACAGGGAUCCUCCUCCCCGGGAUGGAGGCGCGGAUCAUCCGGGAGGAUGGGAGCGAAGCAGAUUACAACGAGCCUGGACAGCUUUUGCUGCGUGGGAAGAACGUCGCGAUGGGCUACUGGAACAACGAGAAGGCCACGAAGGAGGCUUUCUUGCCCGAUGGCUGGUUGGUCACGGGCGAUCGCUUUAAGGCAGAUGAAAACGGCGCAUUCUACUAUGUUGACCGAGCAAAGGAUACGUUGAAAGUCUCGGGGACCCAAGUCUCACCAACCGAAAUCGAAGACACGCUCCUCCAACACCCCGAGCAGCUCAUUAGCGAUGCUGCAGUCGUCGGCGUGAACGGCAGCCGCAUGACAGACGAGAAAGUGCCCCGCGCUUGGAUUGUCCUGACCGACGCAGGGAAGCAGCGCGGGUCACAGGCGGUGUUCACGGCCCUUGACAUAUGGGUGAAAGAAAGACUGAGCCGGCACAAAUGGCUGAGGGGCGGUUAUCAGGCCGUCAACGAGAUCCCGAAGUUGCCUACCGGCAAGGUGCUCCGUCGCGUACUCCUUGAGGAAUAC